Salvelinus namaycush (lake trout) is the source of this 1786-nucleotide messenger RNA. RefSeq names its product cdc42 effector protein 3-like. The transcript has a single exon. Bases 266 to 1279 code for a protein of 337 amino acids. The record is from RefSeq and is a predicted model, not a curated record. Lineage: Eukaryota; Metazoa; Chordata; Actinopteri; Salmoniformes; Salmonidae.
CUGUUGACCACUCUGCAACCUCAUAGACAACACUGGUGAGAACUUGGACUCCUGCUCAACUUGGAUUUCCUGAUUAAUGACACAAAGAUCGAACCUAUCUUCGGAGCAGGCAAAGACAACACAGCCGUUUCAUUGAAAAUGUAAUUCCACCAUCUCCGCAGGGAGACCUUGUGUUCAGUGUGAAGUUCUUCAGUAAUCCUAACGUUCUAGGAGUGUUCUCCUCCCUUUGUCCUUUAUCUCUGAGCUCUAUUCGACAGUGACCACCAUGCCUGCCAAAGCACCCAUCUACCUGAAGUCCACCAACAGCAAGAAAGGCAAGAAGUGUCGUCUGAGGGACAUCCUGUCCCCAGACAUGAUCAGUCCACCGCUGGGGGACUUCCGCCACACCAUUCACAUCGGUAAGGGCGGCGAGAGGGACGCCUUCGGGGACAUGUCCUUCCUCCAGGGGAAGUUUGAGCUCCUGCCUGGGAAAGGUGAGGUGUUCCGUCCGCAAUACGGCGUCCACAAUGAGUUCCUGCGGGCCAACAGCGCAUCUGAUGCCCAGUUCACCGAGACGCCCUCUCCGGUUCUGAAGAACGCCAUCUCGCUCCCUUCUAUCGGGGGGUGCCAGGCCCUCACCUUGCCCCUCCUCUCCACCAAUGUGUUCUCUAUGCCCGUUAAGGAACCACUGGAUAGCAUGGGAGGGCGGGUUCCUACCCCUCCCCUAGGGGGCCCAGAUGGGACUGAUAAACUGGAGAUUCUGGAGAUGGAAACCCUGUUGUGUUCCCUUGAGGUCUUAAGCAGCAACCACACCAAACCUCCUACAGGGGUCACAUCCAAACCAGACGUCCUGCUGGAUCUGAUAGAGAAACCAGAGAAGCCAAAGACAAAGAAAGUCUUCAAAAGCAAUUAUGAGAAUUAUAAUAUUGAAAACGGUUAUGAAAAGCCUACACCAACCUAUUACAUUAACGGCAACAGCAAUGGGACCUGCAAUGGUAACGAAGGCUUCAACGGCAAUGGCAACUGCAAUGGCUUUGGAAGCUUUAACAAUGACAUUACCCUCUGCUAUGAGAAAGCGCUCUCUGACUGCAAUGGAGACUGGGUGGACAGGGACAGCGGGGUGGACGAGGGGCGCAUUUGCGACAUUGACUUUGAGUUCUGCAAUGACAAGAGGGUGUCACAGGAUUCCAUCUCCUACAUCACUGGUUCCCUUUUGUCACUUGAACUCGAUUUGGGCCCAUCCAUUCUUGAUGAUGUACUCAACAUCAUGGGUGACCCCAAGGUAAAGAGCAGACCUUGAGCAAUGCUAAGGCUAGUGAGUUGAAAGGGGAAAUAUAGAACUUAAGAGAGAACUAGGAGAAAAGACUCACAAACCUGUCAAAAUAUUGUCCAUGGCAUGUGGAUAUUAUUGUGAUGGAAAUUAACUUCAGUAUGCAGCGAUGAUUUUGUCCUUAUUUUCUGAAAUACAUUUCUGUCUUAGCGUCCUUAGGGUUUCAAUGCUUUUUCUGUUUGUGCGUUGUGCUACAGGCAUGAGAGAUGCAUGCGCUGUUGAAUUACAACUAAACCCCAGCCUAUUUUGCAAUCUAUUUUAGUGUUUUUUUUUUAAUGUUCUUAUCCCGGUUUAAGCUGUAGAUAUAAAAAGAUAUGUGUUCUGAAGUAGUUAUUGCGUUGAUACACAAUCUAAAGCUCUGUUCCUCAAUAUCUAAAUAUAAUGCAUCUUGGUGACUUUUAAUGUGUUUAUCAAAGCACUAUUUUGUUUGUCACAUGACCAUUUUAUUAACAAAACUACAAAGAUCCUAUGCAUACU